Messenger RNA from Acanthisitta chloris (rifleman), 6265 nucleotides. Its product is annotated as KIAA1671 ortholog. The coding region runs from base 1 to 5841 and encodes 1946 amino acids. The record is from RefSeq and is a predicted model, not a curated record. NCBI's taxonomy places the organism in Eukaryota, Metazoa, Chordata, Aves, Passeriformes, Acanthisittidae. The transcript has 12 exons.
AUGGCAACAAGAGUAGAAAUCAACUCUCCCUUGGCCUCCUUGCCCACAGUACCUGACCUGGCUGACAUCCGACCGGAGGACACGGCGCAGCGUCUCUAUGUCAGUGUGCUCUCAGACACCAGCAGCAAGGCUAAGGAGGCCUCAGCAGCACUGACCCUCGAGGAGAGCAAGAAGUUUGGGGGCUCCUUGAGAUCUGCAACGAUGCCAUCGCUGGGAUCGAGGCCGAGACUCUUCCCAAAGCCUUUUUCCAAGGAGAAAUCCCCUGACACUUUUGCAAAUGUCAAACCUCCUGUCCCUGCGUUCAGGUCCAGCAGCCUGAGCAGGAAGGGCACUGAGGAGACCUCAGCUGGCAAGGUGUUGAGUGGGAAUGUUCCUCCCUUAGUGGAUCAGAAGGUGAUUGGCAAUGAAAAUCUGCCUGAUGGUGAUGUGGUCACAAAUAUGACUUUCUACACUGGGCCCAGUGCUAACACUGUGAUUCUGUUCGAGCCAGCAGGCCCCGAGCAGGGCAGGGGCAGCCUGGCCCAGGAGAGGAAGGCUGAGGAGCACAGGGGCUUCAGUGCCCUGCAAACAAAGGACCUGCAGUGCACUGUGAAGCUGGAGAAACCCCUUGAGACAUCUAGGAAUCCUGAAGGGUCUAUUCACAGGCAGAUGUCAUUUUCCUCCAGCCUCAGACCAGUCUCUUGGAACUCCCUCAAAACUGGUGAAAAGAAAGAUGUUCAUCCAGGGGAGAAAAGCAGUGAUGGUGCAAAUAAUCUCAGCACUAAAGUUGAUUUCUCUCCUGAUGUCCAAAGGGCAAAGCACAGACCAGUGUCUGCUAUUUUCCUGGAGUCAUUACGGGAUCAAAAACAGGGAACUGUGGAAGCUGUUGAGGAACAACCUCCUAUGGAGAAAUCCAGGGUUAGAAAACCAAGGCCUUUGUCCAUGGACCUGACAGCUAAGUUUGAACCUAAAGAUCUUUCUUCUUGCAAAAAGACUUGCUCAUCCCAGGAAAGCAAGGAGAAUGUGUCCAUAAUGACUUUCACUGAUGUGAGUUGUCAUGAUCAGCCUGAACCGGGGCCAAAACCUGAGGAAAGUGAGUUUAAUAAAGGCAGUUCUUGUAAAGCAAACCUGAAGUGCAGCAGUCAGGACAUUGGCAUCCUGAAUAAUGGGAAAUACACGUGGGAAGCAAAGCUGAAACCUAAAAGUGAACCCAUGGAGACCAAACCAGAAACAAUUACUAACUUGCACAAUGCUGAGAGGAGCCCUGAAACCUCCAGUGAGAGCAGAGCUAACAAGGGGGGAAAGAGGCUGGAUCAGAGGGAAACAUACAUGUUUCUAGGCUGUGAAAGCUCUGCAACUUCCUCGGAAAAGGAGAACAAUAUGCUAAGAGGAAGUGUUAAAAAACACAUUAGUUUGUUUACUUCAGAGAAUCCCAGUCCCACAGUGGAUACAGAACUGCUCCCAGGCAGUGCUGAGAAGGAGAAUAGAUGUGUGACCAUCCAGCAAAGGAUCAAGGAGCUGACAACAGAAACCCCUGACACGAAGCCUGGAAACCUGCGCAGGUCACUGCAGACCCGACCACUUUCUGCAGACUUAACUAAGAUGUUUUCAAGUCCAACCUCAAGCAGUGAAGCAAAGCCUGAGAAACCUGCUGAAACCAGGACUGACUCUGCCCAUGAAGUGCAGGAGAAUCCCAAAAGCAAGGAGCUGAAACUUGCACAUGGCCCAGAUUUCACAGAAGCACAUGCUGCUGGGAAACCUUGGAAAUCUCGACAGGUCUUAAAAAUCACCAAUAAACCUGACGAGCCGGAGCGGAAAGGAAACUGCCUCGGGGACGGUCAGCACUACCCUCAGCAGGGCGAAAGUUCUGUCUCCUUCACAAGCAGCUUGGAGAAAAAGCUGAACCCCAGCCUGCUGGAGAAGCCUUCCAUCAAAACUGUGCGUGCCACUGUGUUUGAGCACACGGUGCAGAGGCACAGUGUGGCCGUGGAGCGCUGCGGGGCUGAGCCUGCCCCCGGCACCUCGGGGCUGGGCAGGCGCACCUGGGUGGGAGAAGGAGAGGAGAAGGAGCAUCACAAGCAACCUGAUUCCUCCAAGCCUACAGCAGAUGUGGAGAGGAGUGGCAAAGCAGUUUGUUUGAGUGAGGACAAGAAAAUGAGCCCUGGAGUUGUCUUAGAGAAAUCUUUGUUUGAGAAGAGUGAGAAAGUCACUCCUAAAAACACAGAGGACACUCUGAUUUACCAAAGAAUAGAGCCUAGGUAUGAAAUCUUUCAGACCUGUGGGGAAAGGGCUCUUAGUGAAGCCAUCACUAUGGUUCCUGAGAAAAAGGCCAUGACUCUCAGAGCUAGGAAAUCAUCUGUGAAAGAGACUAAAACCGAUGAGGAGGUUCUACACACUGGGCAGUCACUUAGAGCGGGGGGUCACCCUCUCUACUUGAAAGAAGAUAAUGUUCCUUCAGAAGCAAAAGUUUUUACAAGCAAGUCUGUGUUGAGAGAACCUAAUGAUUUUCUCUCUGGUGAAAGCACUUCAUCUGAACAGAAAAAAGACUCUGAUAAAGCUGGUCCUGAGCCUCUGCUAAUAGCUGAGAAAUUACCUUAUUCCACAAGCAAAGGUAAAUGUUUGGGACUGAAUGAAAAAGUAAACAAGCUCCAUGCUGAAAUUAGAAGUGAUAAGGGUGAAGUCUCUUCCACGGAGAGGUCCAAUGUGGUGAAAUGCUCUUCUGAGAAGAGGAGCUUUAGGGCAGGUGGGACAGACAUCUAUGAAUUCAGAACCAGCCUGGAGCGUGAAGUGAUGUCCACGAGUGUAAGCAAACACGGGGCCCAGACUUCCUCAGGGUUUACAAGUGGACCAUUUUUUAAACCUUGCAGUAGCCACCAUCCUGAUCCAAAAGGGCUAAACGUUGCUAAAGAGGAAUCUGGAACCUUGGGGUUAAGAAAAAAUCUGGACUUCAGUUGCAAAGAGCAAAACUUCAGCUUGGCUGGUACUGCCGAAAGCAGCGAGAAACUCAGAGUAACAGAUCCAGAGGAGAAGGUUAGGAGAAGCAGAAGUAGUGUUUCUGACUUGAAGAUAUCUGAAAGGUGGAGAAGGAGGACCUUGCCUCAGGAUUCUGUCAAGGUAGAAGAAGUGAUCUGGCUCAGCCCUGAAAACAUCAAGAGGCUGAGCCGGACAGACUCGCUGCAGCUGGAUGAAAGUUCACUCAAAAAGAGAAGCAUGAAAAUCAGAGAAAGGCUGGAAGGGGGUGAGGCCAACCAAGCUGUUCUUGGCAGUGCUGAUGAUUGCUUGAAACAUCAGAGUUCUGUCUUGGAGCCAAAGGCAACUUAUUUUGCAGUGACUUAUCAGAUUCCUGGUGUCAAGAAAGAGAAGAGCUUUGUUGCUGUCCCCAGUGCAAGUGAAAUCAAUAUGGUUUCUAGCUCGAGUGAGGGAGCAGCAGUUAACCUGGACUCUGUUUUUCCUGGAAGGUCCAAACCUGUACUGCAGCAACCAAAUAAGAAUGUGACAAGUACAAGUUGUAGAGAAGAUUCCCGGGAAGUGCAUGUCAGCAAGGACUGGGGCAGGGAAGGUGACAAAGAUGCUGUUUUUUCCAAAAGCAUCACGUUUGGUAAUUUCCAUGUGUCUAGGAAAGAGAACCAACAGCAGCAUGAAAAAGGUCUGGAUCAUUCUAAAGAGAAAAUUAUAGAUGUUGAUGCUUUCCUGUUAAAACAGGACCUGGAAAACACAGCUCAGAGUGAUGUGAAAAACAGCAGGAGGAAAGUCUCCUACCACGAGCCCCGAUCGCCCCCACGUUCCACACAGGGAUGUAAGGACAGUGAGCCAGGGCCCCAGAAAAGGAGUGAAGGUCACUGUGAAGUGUCUGCCAGGAAGGCUGAGGAUCGUUACAGGUCCCAAAUUCUUGAUAUCGAUGCACUUAUGGCAGAGUAUAAAGAAGAAUCAACCAAGGCCAGUAAAGUUCAGGACAAGCUCUCUGAAGACCUGGGUUUAUUUGGUAGGGAGAAGGCAAAGAACAAGAGGAAUGUGUCGGAUAGGAUGACUCUGUCCUACAGCUGGAAUGAGUGGAAGAGUCGAUCGGAUCACUCCUCGGGUGCUAGCAAAGCAGGUGAGUGUACAGAGGAGCAGCACAGGCCAGAGAAACUCACCCUAAAUGAAAAGGGCAAAGAGAAACUGGAGUUACGUAGCCCUGAACCUGAUAAACAGAAGCCCAAAGACAGAAAGUUCAGCCCUCCUUACUGGGGAAACCCCAGCAGCUUCUUCUCAGAGAAGUUUGUCAAUUCACCUGUGGAGUUCUCUAGGAAGAAAACUUUCAUAGUUGAUGAGGAUCAGGAAGUGAACUUAACCUCCAGGAGUCAGAGUGCACAGUUUGUCAUUGACAAGGUGCAGCCCAUAAAUGCAGUGGGGACAGACCAGAGGCUGGAAGUCAACUUUGCUUCCAAGCUGUCCCUAAAGGCAGAUGAUGGCCCCAUACAGAAGAGGGUGGUGGCAAAAGAACAGUUCUUGGAGGUGUCUCCAGAGAGCGAUUGGAGCAAAACCACAGUGAGGAGCUCCACAAUGAGGAGCAAGGACAGCUCAAACAAGGUGACAUGUGAGAAUGACUCUGCCAACCUGAGGAGCAGAACUGACUGGAAGAGCUACACAUGUGGAUUCAGCACUGCUCCUCCAGAUCUGAGACGUUCCUACUCGGAGAAGUGUCGCCAGGGGAGGGACAAUCUGCCCCUUGUGCAGGAGGUGAGGGCAAGGAAGGACCUACAUCGCUCCAGGCAGAGCUUCCCCUUGGAGAGUGUGGAUAACGGCUGGAGACACAAGGUGUCAGCUCAGGCAGAGCUGUUCAUCCAGGAGGAUAAAAAGGCUUCUAGGAAGGAAUGGAGCAAGCAGAGCUCAGACAAACCAGAAGGAACAGACUUUUCUGUGGUCUCUGCUCAGAGGAGUCGCCACAGUUUCUACAAGGAGAGAAGAGCAGAUUUUGGGACAGAAAACAUUAUGGACCAGCUGAGGCAAUGCUUCUCCAGGCAGCCCCAGGGAGCCAAGGACACCGACACGCUGGUGCAGGAGCCUGACAGUCAGUAUGGCACCUGGAACGAGCAGCGGCGCAGCGGGGACAGUUUUGUGCCCGAGUCUCCUUCCCUGGAGAACGCCGUGGCCCCAGGGAGAAAACCUGCUGGCAGCAGCCUCCCAUCCUCACUGUCCUCACAGGCAGAGCCUGCCUCCCUGCCCGACCACCAUGACUUCUCCAAAGACCAAAGGAGCACGAGUUUGGAUCGCUCCAGCACCGACAUGGACUCUACUGAUGGCACUGACUUACCUCCUGCAGGGGACACCUUCCCUGAGGACAAGGCCAUUGAUUUCUCCUUCCUGGAUAAAACACCUGUGUUGGACUCCAGUGCACUGAAGACUCGAGUGCAGCUCAGCAAGAAGCGACGCCGCAGGGCCCCUGUGUCCCACUCACUCAGGAGGAGCAGAGGACUGGAGCUGGAGAAGGAAUUCUCCUUGACAGAAGAGCCAGACUCCUGGAUGUUCAAAGAUUCCACAGAAGAGAAGAAAACUAUGCAACAGGAAGAUUCCGAGGAGGAAGAGAAGAUCCAGCAUACUCCAAGGUCAUCUUCUGUCCAAGCUCAGAGACUCCCGGUGUUUCCAGGAAUGGAUCACUCUGUCCUCAAGGCCCAACUGCGGAAAAGACAAGAGUCUGAGAGUGCUGGAGAUGUGAGUUCUGCUCAGCUCUUCAGGUCCCCCAAAGCCCAGCUCAGCACUCCUGGGAGCAGAGUUCUGCCCUCCAGCGUGGAGAGGGAGGACAGGUCAGAGGAAAAGUCUCCUCAGUGGCUGAAGGAGCUGAAAUCAAAGAAGAGACAGAGCCAUUAUGAGAAUCAGGUUUGAAAAGACAGUGAUCCUAACUAGAAGAAGAUAAACAAGUUUAACAGAAGCCUUAACUCAUCUGAACCUAAACCCCCAUGUCAUGUUGCUGCUGUUUGCUUCCUGCCUCAACUGCUAUGUGCAUGGUGCCUUCCUGUUUCGUGGAGAAAGCUGCUUCAGUUCAUACUCAAAUACAAAGCUGAGCUGCCAGGCUGGGGGGCACAGUGCCACCCCAGCCCUGCCUGCCAGAAGAACCCAAGGUUUCUAGUUGGCACUUCAGGAAAUCCUGGGAAUGGAGAUUUGGGAGUGCUGUGCUGCAGGGAACUCCCCUCACCGUUGAACAGAGACUGUGUAAGGUGUUGAGCACCCCCAAAAAUGUGACCUUGGGCAGCUGUGUCUGGUUGGGCUUUGUGUUUGUUUAUGAAAAUAACAAUUUGAAUCGAAUUUA